This is a messenger RNA of Stegostoma tigrinum, 6420 nucleotides long. Its product is annotated as zinc finger protein 271-like. The record is from RefSeq and is a predicted model, not a curated record. NCBI's taxonomy places the organism in Eukaryota, Metazoa, Chordata, Chondrichthyes, Orectolobiformes, Stegostomatidae. Gene Ontology annotation, molecular function: DNA-binding transcription factor activity, RNA polymerase II-specific; RNA polymerase II cis-regulatory region sequence-specific DNA binding. Gene Ontology annotation, cellular component: nucleus. Gene Ontology annotation, biological process: regulation of transcription by RNA polymerase II. The coding region runs from base 575 to 2272 and encodes 565 amino acids. The transcript has 2 exons.
AGCAGACUGUGGAACAGUCUGUCAUGUGGACUCAGCUCCUUAAGCAAAGGAAGAGAGGGAGUUGGAGGAAAUCAUGUUUUCCUUUCCUGUUUUACAGAAGAAUUUCACCGUACUACAUCACACAAUACAGAGAGGAUAGACACCACAUACAGAUCCGGACCAUCACCCAGGAACAACUGCAACAACUGUGGGAAGACAUCUAGUGCCUUCAUGGCACUGCUGAACACAGAGAAAGUUGGGCAGUGAAACCAUCAUCUGGAAAUAGAUCAGGCCAGGAAAGCUUUAACAGAUCAUCAGAUCUGAAAGUGGUCAGUGGUGUGUAUCUUUCGGUCAGAACCAACCUUUCUGAUGAUUUGGCUGUGGGUGAUCAGUGAGGGUGAGGCUGGGAAGAAGUGUCAGUGACUCCAAGUGUGGUGAGAGCUUCAGUCAUUCAUCAAGCCUCAUGAACCACUGACUCAUUCCUACAGAUGGGGGGCUGCUCAAGUAUGAGAAGAGCUCAACAGCUGAUAGGACUUUAUAACACGCAUGUUUUAAUAUUAAUGCAACAGCAGCUUUGUGGAAGAGAAACUUUUUCAUGAGUGAAGUGCAGAACCAAACCUUUACUCAGUGGUCAAUGUUCAUGACUGACCAACGUAUUUGCCCAGGGGAGAAAGCAUUCACGUGCGAGGUGUGUGGCAAGUCAUUCUCACAGUUAGGGAACCUCCACACGCACCAACGCACUCACACAGGGGAGAAACCAUUCACAUGUGAGGUAUGUGACAAAUCAUUUUCGGAGUCAUCAAAACUCCGUGCGCACCAACGCGUUCACACAGGUGAGAAACCAUUUACAUGUGAGGUGUGUGAUAAAUCGUUCUCGCACUCAUCAACCCUCCGCAAACACCGACGUAUUCACACUGGAGAAAAACCAUUCAUGUGCAAGGUAUGUGACAAAUCGUUCUCUCAUUCAUUGACCCUUCGUAUACACCAACGGGUUCACACAGGAGAGAAACCGUUCACGUGUGAGGUGUGUGAUAAAUCAUUCUUGCACUCAUCUAACCUCCGUGCACACCAGCGCAUUCACACAGGGGAGAAACCGUUCCCCUGCGAAGUGUGUGAUAAAUCAUUCUCAGACUCAUCUACUCUCCGUGCACACCAACGUGUUCACACGGGAGAGAAACCAUUCACAUGCGAAGUGUGCAACAAAUUAUUUUCAGACUCAUCAAACCUCCGCAAACAUCAGCGGAUUCACACGGGGGAGAAGCCAUUCGCUUGCAAGGUGUGUGACAAAUCAUUCUCGACUUCAUCCACACUUCGCACACAUCAACGUAUUCACACAGGGGAGAAGCCAUUCAUGUGCGAGAUAUGUGAAAAAUCAUUUUCGCAGUCAUCGAACCUUCGUACACACGAAUGUAUUCAUACAGAAGAGAAACCAUUUACCUGUGAGAUAUGUGAUAAAUCAUUCCCAAGGUCAUCUAAACUCCUGAGACACAGACGGAUGCAUACGGGAGAGAAAUUAUUAACAUGUGACGUGUGCAACAAAUCAUUCUCAGACUCUUCUUCCCUCCGUGUACACCAACGUGUUCACACUGGGGAGAAACCAUUCACAUGUGAAGUGUGUGACCAGUCCUUUACACAGUUAUCAACUCUUCGCUCACAUCGUAGCAUUCACACAGGUGAGAAACCAUUCAUGUGUGAGGUGUGCAGCAAAUCAUUCUCACAUUCAACAACCCUACGUGAACACCACCGUAUUCACACAGGUGAGAAACCGUUCAAGUGUGAGGUGUGUGACAAGUCAUUCUCGAGGUCAUCAUCUCUCCUUGGACACCAACGUGUUCACACUGGGGAGAAACCAUUCACGUGCGAAGUGUGCGACAAAUCAUUUGCGCAGUCAUCCACCCUCCACGCACACCAACGCAUUCACACAGGAGAGAAGCCAUUCAAGUGUGAGGUGUGUGAUAAAUCCUUUUCACAGUUAGGAAGCCUCAUGGUACAUCAGAAGAUCCACACAGGGGAGAAACCUUUCAAGUGCGCAGUUUGUGGUAAAGCUUUUGUGAGAUCGUCAAGCCUCCUGAUACACCAGAUGAUUCACACUGGAGAAAAACCCUUCCGAUGUGAAUUUUGUGAAAUAGCUUUCAUCCAAUUCUCUGAUCUCCUCAGGCACCAGAGAAUUCACACAGGAGAGAAACCCUUUAAAUGUGAGGUUUGUGGCCGAGCCUUUACACAGUCCUCAACACUUGUGAAACAUCAACGCAUUCACACAGAUAGGGAAUCUGUUCUCUUGCAAGACGUGUGACACAUCGUUUUUAGGGUCAUCAAUCCUCCACCUUCAGCAGAAGAUUCAUAUAGGGGAGUAACAGUCUGGUGCAGAGUUUGCAACAAAGCUUUCACCCACUCCUCCAAUUGACUGAAGCAUCAGCAAAUUCACUCUGGUGAGAAACUGUUCAUGUAUGAAAACAUGUGAGUGUUUCCAUACAGUUCAUGGAGCUCCAGGUUCAUCAGUGUGUGUUUGUGAGAAGCUUCAUAUUUGAGGUUUCUGUGUUAACAUCUGACACAGUUGUCAGACCUGCCGGAACAUCACGUGACCCAAACAGGAGACAAACCCUUCCAGUUUGACACGUGUCAGGAUUGUUUCGCUUCCUCCUCUUCUCUCACCAGACACCAACAUCUCCACAUGGACAUGGAACUGGAUCACUGCUUCUGUUGCACUGAGAUCUGUCUGUGUUGUUUCGCCUCCCGUGCUCAUACGGCAAGCUGUCAUUCCAAAGCACUGUCUGUCUCAAACCUCUCUCACAGUCAAUUCAGUAGUUUCAAGAAGGUCAAUUUAACCUUUGAUCUGAUCACUAAACAUACCAAAAGAGGACAUCAAUAUGUAUCGAAGCUCCAGUAUAAACUCAGCAUCCUUUCAGUGCAGUGUCAGGUACAAGUCACUUGCUGACUCUCACUUUGACCAAGAAGACAAUCAGAUACUCAGUGGUUAGAAAAGCUUCUGCUUCUGAUCGACCAGCAGAAGCACCUGGGGGAGGAGCCAUUCUGGGGUAGUAAUGGAGGUGCUUCAAUUAGCCCCAAUGUCUAUGGCGUGUUGAGAUGGAAAAUCAGCCAAGAAUCCCCUUGCUCAUCACUGAGCCUAGCUGGGAAGUUUGGGAGGUCAGAAUGUGUCUCGGCUGUGACAGUCUCCAUUGUCUCACAACAUUCACUUUCUGGCUUUCCAAGUGCUGAAUGGGCACUUGAACAGUGCACUGAAGGCCAGUCAGUGUCCACAGUCUGUCCUCCAGGAGGAAUUAGAGGAAUGUGAGAGGACAGCAGUUUGUAUUUACAUAUCAUUUUAGUGUAGUAAAACAUCCCAAAGUGUUUCAUUGAGAUGUAAUCAAACUAAAAUUAACUCAGAGAUAAAGAAGAGACAUAGAAGAAAUGUCACUGUAUCUCUGGAAGGAUUUCAUCAGCCACAGAAAGUUGGUCAUUCUGGAGAAUGUGUGUCAGAACUUUUCCCUGCUGUGAACAUGAGGGAAGUAUCUGAAUAGUUUUGAAGAUAAAACCAUAAGAGAUAGGAGCAGGAGCAGGCUGUUUCGCUCUUUGAACCUUAUCCACCAUCAAUAGAAUCAUAACCAGUUUGACAUUCCUGACAUCCAUUUUCCUGAUCCUCCCAUAACCUUUGAUUCCCUCACUGAUCUAGAAUUGACUUCAGCCUUAAAUAUAUACAUAGAACAUAGAACAGUACAGCACAGAACAGGCCCUUCAGCCCACAAUGUUGUGCCGACCAUUGAUCCUCAUGUAUGCACCCUCAAAUUUCUGUGACCAGAAAGGGCCAUGCUCCCACAGUUCUCUGUUGCAAAGAGUUCUAAAGACUCACAACCCUCUGAGAGAAAACAAAAAUUCUCAUCUGUCUUAAAUUAGUGCCUCUUUAUUCUGAGACUAUGCUCUCUGGUUCUCGACUCCCCCAUGAGGGAAAAAAAUCCUCUCAGUGCUUACCCUAUCAAGUUCCUUAAGAAUCCUGUAAUUUUCAAUGAGAUCAUCUCGCUCCCUUCUAAACUCCAGUGAAUAGAGUUCCAACCUGUUUAGCCUUUGCUCAUAAGGCAAUCACUCCAUACCAGGGAUCAUUCCAGAGAACCUUCUCUGAAAUGCCUCCAAUGAAAUAAUAUAUUUCCUUAUAAGGGUACCAAAAUUGCUCGUAACAAUCCAGAUGUGGUAUCACCAGCACCUUGGACAGUUACAGUAAUAUUUCCUCACCCUUAUACUCCAAGGCCCUUGAAAUAAGGGCCAACAUUCUGUUAGCAUUCCUGAUUACAUGCUGCACCUGUGUGCUAGCUUUCUGUGUUGCAUGAACAAGUACCCUGAAGUCUCUUGCAGCUUUCUGCAGUUUUCCUCUGUUUAAAUAUUGCUGUUUUUUUCUCCCUUCAAACAAUUUCACAUUUUCCUACAUUAUUCUCCACUUGCCAACCUCUUGCCCACUUUGCUAUUCCAUCAGUAAUGCUGUGAAAGCUGAAUGUAUCCCACUCACAACCUGGCUUCCAUCUAUUUUUGUGUUAUCUGCAAAUUUGGCAAUAGUGCAUUCACUUCCUUUCUGCAAGUAGUUAUUGUAAACAGUUGUGCAAUUGGAGUCCCAGCAACGAGCUUUGUGAAAUGGCUCGCCAACCUGAAAAAACACCCCUUAUCUCCACUCACUGUUUUCUGCCCAUUAGCCAAUUCUGUGUCCAUGCCGUACAUUCAACAGCAUGCCGAGUCUUAUGACCUUUUGUGAUAUACUUGGUUGAAUGCCGUCUGGAAGUCCAAAUACAACACAUUCACUGGUUCCACGCUAUCCACUCUGGCUGAGAUUUCCUCUUAAAAAAGUAAUAAAUUAAUCCGAUAUGAUUCCCCUUUUAUGGAGCCAUGCUGAUUCUGCUUGAUCAGAUUAUGAUUUUCCAAAUGUUCUGCUAAUACUUGUUUAAUAUUUAUUUCUGGCAUUGUUUCAACAAUAGGUGUUAACUCAUUAGCCUAUGAUUAUCCACUUUUUGUCUCCUUCCUUUUUGAAUAGGGGUAUCACAUUGGCAAUCUCAUGGUACUUCUCCAGAAUUCAAGGAUUUUUGGAAAAUUGCAGCCAAAGCAUCCACUAUCUCUUUAGUUACCACUUCCAGGAUCUCAGGAUGCAUCAGGGGCAGUGGAGUUAUCUGCUUUUAACCCUAUUAGUUUGUCUAAUACUGCUUCUCUGGUGAUGGUGAUGAUACUUAAUUCCUCUCCCAUAUUCUUUAGUAUUAAUGGGAUAUUUGAAGUGCUUUUCACUGCAAAGACUGAUGCAAAAUAUAUGUUUAACUCCUUUUGCCAUUUCCUUGUUCCCCAUAACAAUCUCACUAGGUUCAUUUUCAAAGGGGCCCAUGUUCACUUUGACCUCUCUCUUUCUUUUUAUAGUUACUAUUAUCCCUUUCUGGGUUGGAGCUGGGGAAUUCCUUUUUCUUCCCCAGUCCAUAGGAUGAGUGCAUGCAGUCUUGAAGUGAGCAAAAGUCCCCUACUUUGAAGCUUUCAGCUGGAAUACCAUUGCGACUGCAGGUUCUGUUGUUUCUCAUCUGUUUGAUUGCUUAUUGCAGCUUUCCCAUUGAUGGUGACUCAGCCAUGGAUUCUUCCACAGGGCUGUGGGAGAUAGACUGGAGGGUAUCAGCUAUCCCUGUGGAUUCACAGUUGAGGAGUUGUUCAUAAUGUUCUUACCAGUAUUAACAGAUGAUAUUGUCAUUCUUAAGAAGAUAAUCACCAUCUUGUGAAUGAAUGGGAUUUUGUCCAUUUGAUCUUGGCUCUAUGCAGUUCAGAUGAUUUCAAAACUUUUCAGAUAUUAUAACAUCACCAAGAUAUUGAUGGAAUUCUCAAGCAUUGCCUUCCCAUGACAUGCUGUUUAUCUUCAGUACCUGUCUUUGGGUGUCAGCUUUGCAAAUUAUUGAAUUGUUGCCUUUUUGAGUUGUAACGUUCAGUUGUUCUCCCCUGCAAUAAAGGUUGAUUGUUUUCGUUAUCGGAGGUCACAUAUUUCAGAGCCAUGAUCAUCAAGCCAGUCUUGAGUCAUCUUGUGUCACCAGGUUGAUGCCUGUUUCUUUUGUCUCUCUCCCUCCCUCCCUCCAAUAUCUCAAGGAUUUCCACUUCGGAAGCAGGACCGCUUCAAACAUCUUGCACACCUUUGGUCCCUGAAAGCUGCUACUUAUUAACUCUUUCUCAGCCACAUUUCAUGGCUAGAUGGGCCUAGGCUAAAUGGGGCUUAUUGCUGAUUCAUAGAUUCAUACAAUACAGUGGUUUACAGGAUGCAUGAUCCAUUUUUAAUUGGCUGUUAAGGGUGAUGGACAUUGACUGAUGUAACCUCCCACUCUCUCCUGAAUGGUUCCUUCAGUUGUCAGGUAUCUGUGGGUCCAUCCCCUUCAACAGUUCUGUCAUUUUCAUUUUACUAACAUAAAUAUUCUUUGUUUUUUAUUGAAAGGAGAAAGGAAGCAC